AUGGAGUCAAUGAAGAUGAAGCUUAUGGUGGUGUUGACGGUGGCUAUUGUGGCUUUCUCAGCCGUAGGAAAUGUGGCGGCUCAGACAACAGAGUCUCCAGCUCCAAGUCCUACUUCCGAUGCUGCUGCUAUGUUCGUCCCAGCAUUGUUUGCAUCUGUUGCUGCUUUGGCAUCUGGGUUUCUCUUCUAAACCAAUCUCUACAUACCAUAUAGAGUUAUUGUUUGCUACUUCUUUUCUCUUUUCUUCUGUUUAUUUUGUUAUCGCAUGAGCUUUUUGUUAUUGUUUCUAAUAUUUGGACUACUAUAUAUUAUAUAUUUUUAAUUUAAA
Molecule: messenger RNA, 327 nt
Organism: Raphanus sativus (radish)
Lineage: Eukaryota; Viridiplantae; Streptophyta; Magnoliopsida; Brassicales; Brassicaceae
Product: arabinogalactan protein 12
Exons: 1
Coding region: 1-189 (62 amino acids)
Source: RefSeq, a predicted model, not a curated record